Solea senegalensis (Senegalese sole) is the source of this 1347-nucleotide messenger RNA. It is a transcript of the gene desi1b, whose product is annotated as desumoylating isopeptidase 1b. NCBI's taxonomy places the organism in Eukaryota, Metazoa, Chordata, Actinopteri, Pleuronectiformes, Soleidae. Gene Ontology annotation, biological process: protein modification by small protein removal. The transcript is spliced from 6 exons. The coding region runs from base 263 to 757 and encodes 164 amino acids. The record is from RefSeq and is a predicted model, not a curated record. Gene Ontology annotation, molecular function: peptidase activity.
GUGUCAUUCACAGGCUAUUCUGUGUUAUUGUUUACAGUGUGACACAGUGACUUCUGCUGUGUCAUCUCCGUCUACUUUUACUAGAUUUUUUAAAUUUAAACUUCGUUUUAGUUUCAACAUUCUGCCUUGUGUUUGUUACCGUAACGAUAUAUAUACAAAAAUAUCAACCCGUUUGCUAGCUAGCUACCGUUAAGCUAAAUAGUCAGCUGACUUUGAAUUAAAAUUUAAGCAGAAUUAGCUGUGGUUGCAAUUUAUCUUUCUAAUGGACCAACGCGACAAUUUCCCAGUGAAACUCUACAUCUACGACAUAUCCAGAGGCAUGGCCAGGCAACUGAGUCCGGCCAUGCUAGGGAAACAGCUUGAUGGAAUAUGGCACACUGCUGUUGUUGUCCAUGGUGAGGAGUACUUCUUUGGUGGAGGAGGCAUCAGCAGUUGUCCACCAGGCGGCACUGUUCUAGGUGACCCGGACUCCAUAGUGGACCUGGGCAACACUGAGGUCACUACUGAGAUCUUAAUUGACUAUCUGACUUCACUGGCAGAGUCCACAUACAGAGGUGACAAGUACAACUUGUUCGAGCACAACUGCAACACUUUCAGCGGCGAGGUGGCUCAGUUCCUAACGGGCAGAAAGAUCCCAUCGUACAUUACAGACCUUCCAUCGGACAUAUUGUCCACGCCAUUCGGCCAGGCUCUCCGUCCCUUCCUGGAUUCCAUGGCCAUAAAUCCUGGAGGCAACAACAUAUCCGGACAGCGAUAGAUAGAUAGGACUGUGCACGUUAAAGACAAUGUUUUUAUUCAAGGGUGUUAAUGUGAGUGAGAUGUUCACCACCGUCCAUCUCCACUGUCAUUACUGGACAGUUUUCUACACAGUACAACUUGAUGUUGGUGUGUCUCAAAUGUAGAAGCUAAGGGAGGGGAGAUGUAGGUAUGUUUGAAUGUGUAUAUUCAAAUAAUGGGGCCAAAAUAUAUUAUAUAUAUAUAUAUAUAUAUAUAUAUAUAUAUAUAAGAAAAAUUAUAACAUUUAAGAAACACUUAAAUCCUUAUGUCCUUUUUCUUCUAUGGUGCUGUUACUGUUCAUUGAUUUUGGAGGUAACAACAUAUUUAUACUUUUUAUUGCCUAAAGCAUGUCUACUUGUCGGUAAUAAUAAGUGCUUUUAAAUCCAUGGAUACAUUCACAAGGCUCAUAUAUAGGUUAUUAUGAUUCACUUUGUAAUCAAUGUUUUAUUUGUGCACUGAACAAUAGGGUAAGGAGUUGUAAUAACGUGAUUUACUGAAGUUAAUAGAAGCUUAACUCACACGAUCAUUGUCCUAUUUGUAUUUAAAAUAUAAUAAAGUAUUUAAAAUAUA